GUCAAACUGGAUUUGAUUAACAAAAGGCGCAUUUCGCGGCGAAGUGUUCGUUAAAUUUUCUUACAAAUCUCAUAAACUUCGCGCAAAAAUUGUCUGAUAAAUAUUUUAAGCAAAUCAUGAUAACAGUGUCUUUGUCUUAAAUCCAUUAUAUUUUACUUUACUACAAUAUGUCUAGAGAUAUAAGAUCGUUUUUUCAACCUAAAAAGCCGCCGAAACCGGCCACCGCUGUUGAUGAUGAUGACGAUGUUAUUCCAGAAUCUCCAGACGUGCAAAUAAUUAAGAAUAAAAAGAAAGAAUCAAAGAAAAGACGUGUUAUAGAUGAUGAUUCUGAUGAGGAGAUAUUUACAUCUAAAAAAAAGAAAAAUGAAUCUAGCACUGAAAAAACAGGUCAAACAUCAAAUAAGAAUAAAAGUAAGUCGCCAAAACCUGCCCUCAAGGAAGUCAAAGUGAUUGAUAUGUUUGGUAAUGCUCCUAUAAAGCGCACAGAGCCAUUAGUAAAGAAAAAGAAAAAAACUGAGCUAGGCAUCCACUCGGAUGAUGAAUUUGAAAAGAGUUUACUAGAAAUUGACAAUGCAGAGCUAGAAGGGAAAAUUAACGAUGACAAAGUGUCUAAUGAUGAUAAAGUCAAACCAAGUAGUGAGAAGGCGACAUUGUCGAAAUUAACGGAGGAACCAAAUAAAGAAAGUAAGACAUCACAUGACAAGAAACACAAAAGUACUUCAGAAGUGAAAAAAGAUGAGCAUAAAUCAAGCAAAAGUGAGAAGGCAAAGUCUGAAGAAAGCAAAGAAAGUAAGCAUAAAUCUGAUGAAAGCAAAGAAAGUAGACAUAAAUUGAAUGACACAAAAACAAAGAAACAAACAAAAGAUGACAAAAAACCAAAUCAUACUUCAACAGCACACUCAAAUGAUGGUGAAAGCAAAAAAUCUAAAAUUGAAAAUAGUAAGAGAAAAUUUGCUGAGUUUGUUGAUGAUGAUGUUAAUGAACAUGGUAAUAAGAAGAAGAAAGUAGAAGAACAGGAGCAAGAGAGCAAACAUAAAUAUGAUGGGGAUUCUUCUGUUAUGGAUGAAAGUAUGGAGGCUGGUAAGAAACGGAAGAUGAAUAAGAGUUUGAAUGAAUCAGUUCUAACAGAUGAAGAACGACAUGAAAGACGAAUGCAUUCAGCUGCUUUGUACAAAAACUAUUUGAACAGAUCUGGACCAAAACAUUUAGGAGCUAAAGAAAUCCCUGAGGGAAAACCAGACUGUUUGAAGGAUUGUGCAUUUUUGUUGACUGGGGUGCUGGACUCGUUUGAGAAGGAUGAGGUAGCUGCAGCUAUCACCAAAUACGGAGGGUGUGUUAAGUCUGGGGUUUCCAAAAAAGUUACACACGUGAUCGCUGGUGAAGACGCUGGCCCAGCGAAAAUGGCGAAGGCCCAAGAGCUAGGAAUCAAAAUUAUUAAUGAAGAUGAAUUCCUAAAAAUGAUUGUAGAUCGAUCACAAGAAAACUACACCAGUAAACCGGAAAUUAAAAAAGAAAUCAAACAAGAAAAGACUCUUAAUAAAUCAAAAUCGAAAAGUCCAAAGGAUAAGAAAGAUAAUCAUGUUGACAAGUCUAGGAAAAGCCCGGACAGAAUUAAGCCGGAAACUAAAGUUAGGGACAAAAGUAAUGAUAGUAAGAAACCUGAGAAGUUUAGUCCAAAAAAAAUCAAGGAAGAAAAAGUUGAGGCAAGUUCCAGCUCUACAAACAGGAAUCAAGUUAAUAAUAUAAAAAAAGAAGUGACCGCCAUACCAGAGAAUACGAAUAUGUGGGUGGAGAAAUACAAGCCACAGAGUAUCAAACAAAUUAUUGGACAACAUGGCGACGCGAGCAACGUUAAAAAAUUAAUGAAUUGGUUGACGAAAUGGUACGUGAAUAGAAAGGCAAAGCUACUCAAACCCAGUCCUUGGGCUAAGAAUGAUGACGGAGGUUAUUACAAGGCGGCUUUACUUUCUGGUCCGCCAGGCGUUGGUAAAACAACAUCAGUGGCGUUAGUGUGCAAGGAGCUGGGCUUCGACAUGGUGGAGUUUAAUGCUUCAGACACGAGAAACAAGACGCUCAUCAAGGAACAGAUCGGACAGCUACUCACUUCCACUUCACUCUCUGCUUUUGCCAAUGGUGAGACGGGUAAACAAGCAGUGACCAAGAAACACGUACUGGUCAUGGAUGAAGUCGACGGUAUGGCCGGCAAUGAGGAUAGAGGUGGUCUCCAAGAGUUAAUAGGAUUAAUAAAAUCCUCAUCCGUGCCAAUAAUUUGCAUGUGUAAUGACAGACAGAGUCAGAAGAUGAGGUCUCUUGUCAAUUACUGCUACGAUCUAAGGUUCAAUAGGCCAAGAGUCGAUCAGAUUAAGUCGGCGAUGCUCUCAAUAUGCUUCAAAGAAGGUAUAAAGAUCCCCCCUGACGUGCUGAGCCAGCUGAUCGUGUCCGCCAACCAAGAUGUCCGACAGACCCUGAACUUGCUGUCCAUGUGGGCCAUAGACCCCACUCGCGCUGAUCCAGACAGUCUAAGGAAGGACGCUCAGACCACCAAGAAGGAUAUUAAGCUGGGACCAUUCGAGGCUAUCCGCAAGGUAUUCUCAGCGGAAGACCACAAGACGAUGAGUAUCAACGAUAAGAGCGACCUGUUCUUCUACGACUACAGUCUCGCGCCACUUUUCGUGCAGGAGAACUAUCUACAGGUCGCCCCACACUGUCCCAAAAAUGAAGUAUUACAAAGGAUAAGCGAGGCAGCAGACAGCAUCAGUUUGGGCGACCUGGUAGACGCGAGGAUACGCCGCAAUCAAGCGUGGAGUCUAUUGCCAAUGCAGGCCAUGUACAGCUCGGUGAUACCAGGCAACCGCAUGUCUGGUCACAUGACCGGCCAGAUACAGUUCCCGGCCUGGCUCGGGAAGAACUCACGCGCUACUAAGAUGAAACGUCUCUGUCAGGAGAUACAUGCACAUACAAGACUCAGCACAUCUGGUUCAAAAUCCUCGGUCUAUCUGGACUACAGUAUGCAUCUUCGUAAUGCGAUCCUCAAUCCUUUAGUAAAGGACAAGUUGGAUGGCGUGGACAAGUCUUUGGAAGUACUAGAGUCUUACCACCUGUUGAGGGAAGAUUUGGACUCGUUAGUGGAACUGUCUAUAUGGCCAGGACAAUUGAAUCCUGCUGAUUUGGUGGAGCCAAGGGUGAAAGCGGCAAUGACUCGAUCUUACAACAAGAAAGCAACUGCCCUGCCGUACGCGCCGGGCGCCGUCAAGAAAGGUAGAGCCAAAGCUGAUGACGAAUUCGGAGAAGAUGACCAAGAGGAUGAAGAGGAAACUAAUGACAGUGACCCCGAGAAUGAUGCAUUAAUUAAGAAAAAGAAAAGCAAAGAUGCAGAGAAACCAACGACAAGCAAAGGCAAGUCUACAUCCAAAGCGUCGACGAGUAAAAAGAAAAAAGAGAAAUAGCAUCGGCGUUCUGUGAUGGCCUUCUUGUUCAGAUAAUGUGACUUGAUGGACCAUCGGACCUCCUUGUACUGUAGACCAGUGAUUUGUGAUAACAUUACUAAAUACAUACCGUGUCAAUAAUUUUAAGAGACUUUAGAAUGGUGAAAAUCGUGAGCAGUGUUACCAUGUGAAAUAAAUUUUGUCAAAUGAAUCAGUAAUUUUUGUUGAUAGUGACAAUAUGGGAAUCUGUGUAUACUUAUUCAUAUUUUACAAUGAACUCUUUGAAACCAAAAUAUAAUGAUGACAUUUUCUGGUCGGCUAAAUAUAUGAAAUAGCCUAUUUUUCGUUAAUCAUUUAUAGCACACUGUCAA
Molecule: messenger RNA, 3796 nt
Organism: Spodoptera exigua (beet armyworm)
Lineage: Eukaryota; Metazoa; Arthropoda; Insecta; Lepidoptera; Noctuidae
Source: the annotation of a GenBank genome assembly